AAAUCAUUUUAAGCAAUAUAUAAACAUACGGACGCUUACUAAUCUAUCCUCUUAAUCGGCAGUGCAGCUAAGCCAGUGACAUUUCUAGGGUUUUCGCGUUCCUCUCUUGCACUGGACUCCAAGGCCUUGCAAAAUGACAAAGAGAACCAAGAAGGCCGGUAUUGUUGGAAAGUAUGGUACCCGAUAUGGUGCUAGUCUGCGUAAGCAGAUUAAAAAGAUGGAGGUCAGUCAGCACAGCAAAUACUUCUGUGAGUUCUGUGGAAAGUAUGCGGUGAAGAGGAAAGCUGUGGGAAUUUGGGGAUGCAAGGACUGCGGCAAAGUGAAAGCUGGAGGUGCUUACACUUUGAACACUGCAAGUGCUGUGACUGUCAGAAGCACCAUUAGGAGGCUGAGGGAGCAGACUGAGAGUUAAUUUGAUUGAUAAAAAUCUGUUGUUUCUUUUUCUUUUUUUUUUUUUUUCUGUUUUGAUAUAUGGAUCUGACUUUACCGCCUCGAGCAAAUGUUUUAAGUUGGAUUUUCCUUUUGGGAUAUUGGGUACUCUUGAAUCGAUUGAAACAGUUUUGGUGA
Durio zibethinus is the source of this 567-nucleotide messenger RNA. Its product is annotated as large ribosomal subunit protein eL43. Lineage: Eukaryota; Viridiplantae; Streptophyta; Magnoliopsida; Malvales; Malvaceae. Gene Ontology annotation, biological process: translation. The record is from RefSeq and is a predicted model, not a curated record. Gene Ontology annotation, molecular function: structural constituent of ribosome. Gene Ontology annotation, cellular component: ribosome.